Motacilla alba alba is the source of this 6469-nucleotide messenger RNA. It is a transcript of the gene LARGE1, whose product is annotated as LARGE xylosyl- and glucuronyltransferase 1. The record is from RefSeq and is a predicted model, not a curated record. Gene Ontology annotation, molecular function: glucuronosyltransferase activity; xylosyltransferase activity. The transcript has 12 exons. Gene Ontology annotation, biological process: protein O-linked glycosylation via mannose. NCBI's taxonomy places the organism in Eukaryota, Metazoa, Chordata, Aves, Passeriformes, Motacillidae. Bases 4380 to 6083 code for a protein of 567 amino acids.
GAUCAUCUCAAAUAGAUUUCACCUGUGUGAAGAUUUCUACAGGGAAUAAGAGGGAUCGAAAUCCACCUGCUACUCCUGUUGCAUUGUGGGAAUAGGGACAGUAUCUAUCUUCAUUGUAAAGCAUCUGCAUGCUCCUGAAUGCUGUAAAAUAAUGAUAAUGGUAAUAACAGUGUUGUUUUAAUUUAGCCUAUUUCUGGUAUCAGUUUAUGGCACAGGUGUAGAUGAUAAAUUCACACUGAUUGCUUGACUGUCCCAGGUUCCAAUUUUGACAUUUGUUUUUGAAGUAAACCUGUUGUUACAGUCAGUAUACGCACUAUUUCAUUAAAUUCAGGUGCUUUAUUCUGGCUUUGGAAUGGCUGCUGACAGCCCCUCAGAAGGUUUUGCAACCUGGUUUUAGCACAGUUAGCUCCCAAAGUUGAGAGGCAUAAAUGUACAAUGAAAACAAAAUAAUCAAUUCCCUUAAUAGACAGCAACUCCAGAAAAAGAGAUUUCACAUUAAACUAUGUGUGGGCGUACAUGUGUAUCCAUUGUCCAGUUUAGAAAUGUCUCUCGGAGAUGCUUUCCAAUAAUGUUGCCAAAAGUGGAUUAAAAUUCGGGAAGUGAUCUGACUGUUUCACUCAAACAGGAUAUAGAGACUAGUAAAAUAUGCUUACAGUACAAACAGCUUAUUAAGGAGGUAGUUUCAAUAUGCUGCUCUUCUUUGAAAGACAGUUUUGUGCAAGGGUGAAUGACUCUUGUUCAUGUCAUGUGGUAAUAUCUUCUUGUGUCUAGCAUGAGUGGGGAUUCCAGUCCCACACUUUGCUCCUUAUGUUUGUCUACAGUCCCCUGCUGGAAGCCUUAGUAGUCACUCCCUGACAAUGGUUUUAGUACACCAUUUUAUAAUUUUUAGUAAGCUUCCUAAAAUAAUAUAAAUGCUCACCUUGUCCAGUAUGAAAAAAGACUCUGUAAUUAUUGUUUAAUCAAAAUAGGAGAGCAGCUUCCAUUAUCAGCACACAGUCUUUGCAAGUCUUUUGAGAAGUAGCGUGUUCGUGUUAGAUGGGGGUAGGACCAGAAGACCAAUGUUAAAAAACAUAACAAAAGCAAAAAUACAGUAAAUAUCGGUGUCAUUCUCUUUGGAGGAUUUUACUAAAUGUUAAAAUUCUAGUAAGUGGUAAAACUAUACCUAUUUCCAAUUAGAAGUUUGAAUUGUUCAGUCUAAACUGGGUUUGUAUUGCAAGGAUGUGGGGAGGUUUUGUAUUUCUUUUGCUGUUUCUAAGGGAUUUAAUGGAAAAUCAUAUCUCUGUGGUGACAUGAGUUAUCCUAGUGAUAAGCUUCUCCCUGUUUUUCCAUCCUAAUACUUGUAUCCAUUUUGAGAAGGCUUUAAUAUCUCUGUUUCCAAAUGUUCUGUAAAUAAUAGGAAUCUCACAGCUCAAAGGUUUAAACAACCUCUCUCUCUGUGUUCUUUAAAGGAAAUGUCCCUGUUUUACUUAAGGCACUCCUCUGAGCAAUUAGCAAAUUUAUAAACAAUACUGCCAUGUAAUUAAAUUAAUAAAUGAUAAUAAUUUAAAAUAUUAAAACAAAAAGGUAAUUAAUAUUGAUAUUUCUAAGUCUGAUGGAUUCUGCCUCUGUCAAGAACAUACUGUUUUUGGCCUGCACCGCUGCUCAUCUCAAAGGAUUUGUUGAGCUCAGCAGAGGUGGUCAAGAUGAAGUCCAGUAUAGCUAAUGAAACCUGAGUACAUUCCAGGUAACUUACCUCCCUUGUUUGCUCAGAACAUACUUAAAGACAAAUCUAAGUCCGUUCCUGCCUAGAACUAGGGUUUCUCACUAGGUAUUAAAUUGUUUGCUAGAAAGAGAAAAUAUUUCUCUCUCUCAGAAAAGAGACAGAGACAGACAUUUCUUUGUUAUCUUCUAGAAAACACAGGCUUCUUAAGCAUCAGUUGAUGCUAUGAUAUGACUCCAUGGCCAUACUUCAGUAGCACUCCUUUCUUGGAUCUUUAUCUUUGGAAUGGCAGUUCUGUAGAAGGAUGCAGAAUAAGCAAAAAAACCAACAAAUUAAGCUGAAUAUUGAUUUAGAACUAAGUUUCUUUGGGUUGGUUGCCAUGUGCAAACAAUGUUAUUUUGGAGACCACUAUGCAAUUCAGAAAUCGUGAUGAUUGGAAAGGCUUCUUUUAGUUGCUAUGGUCUAUUUAAUUAUAGGACUGAAGAAUGGAGACAGGACAUGAUAGUGCAAUCAGGAGGAUUGGGUUAAGAAAGUUGGAAGUGGUUGGUUCAGAUAGUCAGUGCUUCAUGAUGUCAGGCAUCAAGUUUACCUCUGACUUGAGGAUCGUCAGUGAAAACAGGCAUGGAGAUGUCACUUCUUCUAACCCUAAAUAUGCACCAUCGAAUGGAUCCUAGCUGGCAUUGUCCAAUAAGCCAUUGUUUGAAAGGUCUGUAUGCUUCCAGUGGAGAAGUUUGCUUAACAAGAAGUUUGCUGUCCUAAUCUCUAAGUUAGGCUUCUGGUCCUUGCAGUAUCACCACAUUCAAUCUCAAAUAUAAAUAUAAUUUUUGCAAGAACAGAAAAAAUAUUACUGCCAAACUUAUUGUCAUAGAGAUUUUGUUUUUCCUUCAACAUACCCUGAAUUCAAUCUACUGAUUAAACAAAUGACCCCUCAAAGCAACCAGGGUUACUGUCCUCACCUGUCCUCCUGCACCUCAGUUGGUGUUUGUUGUAAGACACUGAUUUCAGUGAAUCUAUCUGGAAUUUGUGAAGAUGUCAUGUCCUUCUUUUGGCAUUUCUGUACAGGUUAGUAAUUGAGGCAUGUUUUAGCAUGCAUUUUGAUACAAAACUAUAUACGUAAAUUCCCUACUUCCAUAGGAAAUCCCUACUUCUCUAAUAGAAAAGCUCUGAGAAAGGAGGCCAUGUCAGUCUAAUCCGAAUGAGCAUUCACAUAUUUGUUGUACCCCCAACUUUAGCUAUAGUGCUAGACAGAGACACAAAACAGCAGGAGUGCUGGGUCAUUAAGGAUAAAAGCUACAGGAUUUUCUAUAGAUGAAGUGUGCUGUCUCUUCUCUCUUGCAUGAAUGUACAGCAAAUCCUGAAUAUUGAACAUUUCAUCUCUCCACAGGCUUAAAACACCAAGAUUUGAGUCAUACCAUAUGUAUUAUGAGACUUAGACAAGCUACUUGUUCAGACCAUUUGAGAAACCAUAUCUAUCUUCAGAUUCCAGAGGGUGGGAAAAGGAGAGGAAAGGGGUAGUGUGAUUGAUUCCACAUAGGAACACCAUAGUUCAGAAAUGUGUUUCAUUCCCAGUGAUAAAUGUGCUUGAUUCCAGUUUUGUCUUUCAAAAACGUAUGCUCCAGCCACAAAAUCCAGCAGCUUUUAACACCCAGUUUGACAUAACUGACAGUCUUUUCUCAGGAGGAGACUCAGCAGAGCUGGGAUAGUGCAAAGUUUGCAGUCUGAUAAAUAUGCAUUGGCAGCACUGCACAGAAGGAGGCUUGUAGAAUGAAUGCUCAGUCCUACUCUGCAACUUCCCUCCUUUCCUUUCUUGCACAUCUAGUUCCCUAUUAUGACAGAUUUUAUAAAGCCAUUGCAGGGCUGAAAAAAAUCUCUGAGUUUAACACAAGCCAAUCUCAUAUCACGGUGUCCUAAGAGCAGCCUUGUUACAGUUGUUCCAAACCAAAAGACUAAACACUAAAAAUUUAUUAUAUUGGGUCAAAUAGUCAGAAUGUAGUGAAAAUACUUUUGGAAACAGUGAUUAUAGUGGUAAGCUAAAAAGCAUCUGCAUUUCUUUUUCAAAAUUGAAGCAGUUUCCUGUGGUUGAUAAUGUACCUUGAAUCGUUUGCAACUAUUGGUCCAAGUUACAUUGGUGAUUUUUCAAUGUUUUACUCCUUUUCUGAAAAUUGCAAACCUUAGUGUGCUACAGACCACAAUCCUAGUUAUAUAUUAAAAAGAUAAUUUCUCUGUUCAGCUAAGUCUUUACUUGAGUAAGAGCUAAAGUGGUUUUUAAUGUGCCCUUUUUCAAAGACAUGCCUAACGCUAUGUUUCAUUUGGAAACAAAAUAAAAAACAAACUUAUACAAUUAUAGCGUGUUUCUGGCAGUUAGGUCAGCCUGACAAUCUGUAAACAAUUAACUUCUCUUUUGUGCCAGCAAGUACUGUGUUGGUUUUUUGUGCCCUUUUGUUUUUUUCCUCACUAUGUCAGUCCCUCUUCUUCGCAGGAGACACUGCAUUUACUUCUUUGGCUGUACUCUCCAUCUGUGCUCCAGCAAUAGUGGCAUAGGAGUGUGGGGGCUUUGUAAGAAAUGUAAACAAAACCAGACAACCAGACAAAUGCUUUUUAAUAGCGAAACCCACUCCACUUCCACCUCAUCGCAGAUGCAAUUGCCAAACAGAUCCUGGCAACUCUGUUCCAGACAUGGAUGGUCCCUGCUGUGCGCAUAGACUUCUAUGAUGCGGAUGAGCUCAAGUCUGAAGUGUCUUGGAUCCCCAACAAACACUACUCUGGGAUUUACGGGCUGAUGAAGUUGGUUCUGACUAAGACUCUACCUUCCAAUCUUGAGCGAGUCAUUGUCCUCGACACAGACAUUACAUUUGCCACUGACAUUGCUGAGCUAUGGGCCGUCUUUCACAAGUUCAAAGGGCAGCAAGUUCUUGGCUUGGUGGAGAACCAAAGUGAUUGGUAUUUGGGCAAUCUGUGGAAGAACCAUCGGCCCUGGCCAGCACUUGGGAGGGGCUACAACACAGGGGUGAUCUUGCUGCUCCUAGAUAAAUUGCGGAAGAUGAAGUGGGAGCAGAUGUGGAGAUUGACGGCAGAGCGGGAGCUAAUGAGCAUGCUGUCCACUUCACUGGCUGACCAGGAUAUCUUCAAUGCAGUCAUCAAACAAAAUCCCUUCCUUGUCUACCAGCUCCCAUGUUUCUGGAAUGUGCAGCUUUCUGAUCACACCCGUUCUGAGCAGUGCUACAGAGAUGUGUCUGACCUGAAGGUGAUUCACUGGAAUUCACCGAAAAAGCUGCGAGUGAAAAACAAGCAUGUGGAGUUUUUCCGCAACCUCUACCUGACAUUCCUGGAAUACGAUGGGAAUUUGCUGAGACGGGAACUCUUUGGCUGCCCCAGUGAAGCAGAUGUUAACAGUGAGAAUCUCCAGAAGCAGCUGUCUGAGCUGGACGAGGACGACCUGUGCUAUGAAUUCCGUCGGGAACGCUUCACCGUCCAUCGCACUCAUCUGUAUUUUCUCCAUUAUGAGUACGAGCCUGCAUCAGACAACACCGAUGUGACACUGGUGGCACAACUGUCAAUGGACAGGCUCCAGAUGCUUGAAGCCAUCUGCAAGCACUGGGAAGGUCCUAUCAGCCUGGCACUCUACCUUUCUGACGCAGAAGCCCAGCAAUUCCUGCGCUAUGCUCAGGGCUCGGAAGUCCUGAUGAGCCGCCACAACGUUGGCUACCACAUCGUGUACAAGGAGGGGCAGUUCUACCCUGUGAACCUGCUCAGGAAUGUGGCCAUGAAGCACAUCAGCACACCGUACAUGUUUCUGUCUGACAUCGACUUCCUGCCCAUGUAUGGACUCUACGAGUACCUCAGGAAGUCUGUCAUCCAGCUAGACCUAGCCAACACCAAGAAAGCUCUGAUUGUACCUGCCUUUGAGACCCUGCGCUACCGCCUCUCCUUCCCCAAGUCAAAAGCAGAGCUGUUAUCUAUGUUGGACAUGGGAACCCUCUUUACAUUCAGGUACCACGUCUGGACGAAAGGGCACGCGCCAACAAAUUUCGCCAAGUGGCGAACAGCCACCACCCCCUACCGCGUGGAGUGGGAAGCAGACUUUGAGCCAUACGUCGUCGUGAGGAAGGACUGCCCGGAGUAUGACAGGCGCUUUGUGGGAUUUGGCUGGAACAAAGUAGCUCACAUCAUGGAACUGGAUGCACAGGAAUACGAGUUCACGGUGCUGCCCAACGCCUACAUGAUCCACAUGCCGCACGCGCCCAGCUUCGACAUCACCAAGUUCCGCUCCAACAAGCAAUACCGCAUCUGUCUCAAGACACUUAAGGAGGAGUUCCAGCAGGACAUGUCACGCCACUAUGGCUUCGCAGCCCUCAAAUAUCUGACGGCAGAGAACAACAGUUAGCACCAUGGAGCCCGUGCCUGGCCAACAGGGACACUGAGGCAAGAGCCGCUCAGCAUUUGGGGCCUGGUCUUCGAACUCCAAACUGAGAAACACUUUCUGUUUUUAUAUCAUACUUGGCAGUUCUAACAGUAGAAAUUUGAAGUGACAUGUCUUUGGACUAUGCUCUUUCAUCCCUUCCCCGACUGCCCUGGGUCUGUCGGCCUUAGCAUUUGUGAGGUGUCUGCGAGCGGGGCCGGCCAGGCACCCUCUGAGCUACCGAAGGUGGGAACUGGGCAGGGGCUGGGAUUGCACUCCGCUCUCUUGACUGCAGAGCACAGACAGACCUUCAAAAUAUAGGAUUUCAUGUUGCUAUUUAAUAAUUUGAUGUGCUUUUUAUCUGUAAAGGA